Messenger RNA from Acanthosepion pharaonis, 612 nucleotides. Lineage: Eukaryota; Metazoa; Mollusca; Cephalopoda; Sepiida; Sepiidae. The record is from the annotation of a GenBank genome assembly.
AUGAUAUUUCUUGAAGUCCUUAUCUCUGACUCGCCACUGGACCGACUCACUGACCGUCUCUCUCUCACUGCAACUCUCUCUCUCUCUCUCUCUCUCUCUCUCAACAACCCAAUUUAUAUCAUGUCUCAUUCUCUCUCUGUUUCUCGCUUUCUCUCUUUCUCUAUCACUGUUUCUCUAUCACUGUUUCUCUUUCUUUCUCUCUCUUUCUCACCCAUUCUCUCUUUCUUUCUCGUUCUUUUCUCUAUUCCUCUUUCUCUCUCUAUUUUUUCUUUCUUUCCCUCUCUCUUACAAUCUCUCUUUUUCUUUCUCUCGUUCUUCUCUUUCACUCUCCCUUUAUUUCUCUGUUGUUCUCUCUUUCUCUCUCUGUCUGUCUCACUUUCUCUCGUUCUCUUUCUCACUCUCGUUCUCUCUCUCAUUUUCCUUCUCUCUCUUUUUUCUUUCGCUCUCUCUGUCUCUCCUUCUCACUCUCUCUCUCUCUCUCUCUCUAUUUCGCCUUCUUUCUAUCUCUGUGUUUCUCUCUCUGAUUCUCUCUCUGAUAGCUCCCUGAAUCUUUCCUUUUCUUUCUCUUUCUUAUUCUCUCUCUCUCUCUCUUUCUGUCUUUCUCUUCCUUAA